Oikopleura dioica is the source of this 510-nucleotide messenger RNA. The record is from the annotation of a GenBank genome assembly. NCBI's taxonomy places the organism in Eukaryota, Metazoa, Chordata, Appendicularia, Copelata, Oikopleuridae.
AUGAAAAUUCACAGUUUUCUUGCAGUUCUAGCUGUGGGACAAGCCGGCAAGAAGGAAAAAACUCGAGAUCCGGAAAAGCACCUUCGUCAUAUCGUCAGGCAGACAACAAGCUUGCUCGGAGAAAUGGCCCCUUAUUUGCGAAAACAUGAAGACUGGGAGGCAAAAUUUAAGAGAAACGCGGACAAUUUGCUUGCAACUUACAAGCGAACCCGACAUAGAUGCGAUCUUAUCCAAGAACGAAACGGCGCAAAAGAAGGAAACCGUCGGCGGCGUAGAGAAGUAGCGAGACCAUUCUUUGAGUCUGUCCUGAGUGUCGAGAAGACUAAUCGAUACGACAUUUCGUUGGCCAUCAAACAGGUGACCACGCGAUUUCGACGUUGGGCAGACGCGCAUGUUGCUGCUUGCCGAGGAAAUAAGAAGCACAAGCGUCAGCAACAAAAAAUGGCCAAGUGGAGAAAGAAACUAACAAAGCACUGGAAUGAACACAAAGCUGCACUUCAAUCGCUUUGA